Messenger RNA from Loa loa (African eye worm), 558 nucleotides. RefSeq lists its product as hypothetical. Bases 1 to 558 code for a protein of 185 amino acids. The transcript is spliced from 3 exons. Lineage: Eukaryota; Metazoa; Nematoda; Chromadorea; Rhabditida; Onchocercidae. The record is from RefSeq and is a predicted model, not a curated record.
AUGAUUUUAUUUAUUUAUUUAUUUUUUGAUCCGUUCUAUCCUGUUGUAUCUAAAUUUAGGAUUGAUGAAUUUGAUGAUGAUACUGUUGGAAUGUAUGUUUGUAAAGUUGAUGUACAAGGCAAACAAAUUGAAGGUUAUGUGAAAGCAGAAAUAUACGUUCCGGAUACAAUAAUACAAGUAUUGCUGGAACCAUCAUCUGAAAGUAUAUCACUGGGUGAUCGAGCAUGGUUCGAUUGUAAAGUAACAGGUGAUCCGGAUGCUGAAAUAACUUGGACAAAAGAGGGUGAAGAUGAACUGCCGGAUAAUACUCAGGUUAUGGGUAAUCGUUUAUUGUUUGUAAACGUACGCGAAGAUAAUGGUGGUAUUUAUAAAUGUCAUGCGAAAACGAAAGCUGGACCAUUGGAAACACGAAAUGUGCUCAAUGUUGGAAUUGCAAAACGCAAGCGAAAGCGUAUUUCACGUAAAAAAGAAAAACGAGCCUAUAAAGAGGCUUGGAAUAAUGAUAAGAAAAAGAAGCAUAGUUCAUCCAUUUUUGGCACUUGGUUUACAUCUGGCUAA